AUGAAGACACAACUCCUUAUUCCUUUACUAUUAACCCUCUUCAUCACCUUCGUGUUCUCUUAUCCGUUAAGAAAUAUCGACGUCCACAAUGAAAAGCGUGACAAUACCUCCACAAAUGCCGAUGACGUUGUGAUUGACAAAAGAUGUCCACCCAUUAUCAACUGUGCCGGCGAAUGGGUGACGUGUAAUUACUGCUCAAGUGACGCCCAGUCGCAAAAACGUGAUUUGGAGUCUCUGGUCGCUAGAAAAGAUCGUAGAUCAAUUGGUUGCCUGGAGUUUGUAAUACGUCCAAGUCCGGGAUACCUUCGUCAAUGUGCGUCUGGAAACCUGAAGAUUAAAUUCGUUAGGUUCAUCGGUGAAAAUAAGUUCUUUUGGGGCACUGGGAAAAGGCGUUACAGCGCGAACAUUCCCAAAGGCGGAUUCAAUAUCAAUCCUGCUUCGCAAAAGGGUCCCGUGCUCGAAGAGUUUGGGUACGACUUGACAAGAUUCGCGAUGGAAGGAAAAUUAGAUCCCGUGAUCGGUCGCGAAGAAGAGAUUAGGCGCACAAUUCAAGGUGAGGCCGGCGUGGGAAAGACCGCGAUUGUAGAAGGAUUGGCGCAAAGGAUUGUUAAUGGCGAGGUUCCCGAGAGUAUAAAAGAUAAGAGGGUGAUAGCACUAGAUCUGGGGUCGAUAAUUGCUGGUGCGAGGUUCAGGGGUGAUUUUGAGGAUCGAUUCAAGGCAAUUUUACAAGAGGUACAAGAGGCCGAAGGGAAGAUCAUUUUGUUUAUCGACGAAAUCCAUAAUCUUCUUGGCUUGGGAAAAGCCGAAGGAUCUAUUGACGCUGGUAAUCUGCUUAAACCAGCGUUGGCCAGAGGUGUCUUGAGAUGUUGCGGCGCGACGACAAUCGAUGAGUACCGUAGGAACAUUGAGAAGGACCCUGCGUUGGCUCGACGAUUUCAAUCGGUUAUGGUGGCAGAGCCAACUCCGGAGGAGACGAUAUCGAUAUUGCGCGGACUGAAAGAAAAAUACGAAGUACAUCAUGGUGUAAGAAUUACCGACUCGGCGAUAGUAGCCUCUGCCACGUAUUCCUACAGGUAUAUUACCGACAGGUUUCUUCCCGACAAAGCGAUUGAUCUGAUAGACGAAGCGUGCUCCAAGUUACGAUUGCAACAAGAGAGUAAACCGGAAACGGUAGAAAAAUUGGAUAGACAAAUAAUUACGCUUAAGAUCGAGUUGGAAUCAUUGCGAAAAGAAACCGAUGUGAUGUCCAAAGAACGACGUGAGAAAUUACAAGAGGAAUUAGAAGAGAAACAAAAGGAAUACGAUCGGUUGAUCGAUAUAUGGCAAGCGGAAAGAGCAAAGUUGGAGGAAAUCAAAAAGAUAAAAUCACAACUAGAACAGGCGAAGAUUGAGCUAGAAGCCUCCCAACGUAAGGGUGAUCUUAGUAGGGCAGGUGAGCUGAGAUACGGAAUAAUUCCUGAGUUAGAAAAGAAAUUGCCAAAAGAGAGCGAAGAAUCCUCUGGCGAAUCAUUGAUCCACGAAUAUGUCACGGCUGACGAUAUCGGAGCCGUGGUUUCGAGGAUAACCGGGAUUCCAAUACAUAAUUUGCUAAGAAGUGAGCGAGAUCGAUUGCUGCAUAUGGAGGAAAAAUUGUCAGAAAGAGUGGUCGGUCAAGAGGAGGCGAUUAAGUCCGUGUCUGAAGCCGUUAGGAUGAGUAGAGCCGGAUUGCAAAAUCCCUCGAGACCGAUUGCCAGUUUCCUAUUUCUCGGACCCACAGGCGUUGGGAAAACGGAAUUAUCUAAGACGAUAGCAGAAUUUUUGUUUGACACUGAACAUUCUAUUAUCAGAGUUGAUAUGAGUGAAUAUAUGGAGAAAUUUGCUGUGUCAAGGCUGGUGGGUGCUCCACCCGGAUACAUCGGCGGAGAGUUGACAGAAGCGGUCAGAAGAAAACCAUUUUCCGUAGUGUUAUUGGACGAAAUGGAAAAGGCUCACAGAGAUGUUUCUAAUUUACUAUUGCAAAUAUUGGACGAUGGGUAUAUUACUGAUUCACAGGGUCGAAAGAUCGAUUUUCGAAAUACAAUAAUAAUAAUGACGAGUAAUCUAGGUGCCGACAUAUUGGCAUCGACAUCAGAAAUGGGCGGUACCGAAGGUAAAGUUAGUGAAUUGACAAAGAGGGCGGUUCUUGACGUUGUGAGAAGACACUUUCCUCCAGAGUUCGUCAAUAGGGUUGAUGAGAUGAUCGUGUUUAACCGAUUAUCGCCUAUGGCGUUUGGAGAAAUAGUUAAUGUGAGGUUAAGGGAAGUGCAGAAGAGAUUGAAGGAUAAGAAUAUCACGAUUGAGGUUGAUGAGCACACUAAAGCUUGGUUGGCGGAGAAAGGUUAUGAUCCCGUUUAUGGAGCGAGACCACUUAAUCGACUUAUUCAAAAGAAGAUAGUUAGUCCUUUGGCUCUGUACCUGAUUGAGGGAUCGAUUAAAAGCUUUGAAAAGGUGAAGAUACAUACUGAAACUAUAGAUGGUGAAGAAGAUUUGGUAGUUGUGAAGAAUCAUGAAGUUAUUUGA
This is a messenger RNA of Acaulospora morrowiae, 2538 nucleotides long. The record is from the annotation of a GenBank genome assembly. Lineage: Eukaryota; Fungi; Glomeromycota; Glomeromycetes; Diversisporales; Acaulosporaceae.